AUGCGUCUGCCAUCUCUCCUCGUCUGCCUCGCGGCAGUCUCCCUGGCUCAGCCGACCCGCUUCUUCGACGAUAUCUACAAUUACUCAGAGAAUCUGGCUGAAUUCUACAGCAAAGUGAGCGAGCACAUCAAUAACGCCAAACAUCAGUCCAGCCCGUCCAUGGCUUGCAACCCGUCCGCAGUCACGCUACCCUCUUAUGCGUCUGGCCUCCCGAGUCCCACUGGCCUCUCACCAAUGUACGUUGCGCUUGGACGAGGCACACAGAACUACACCUGUGCAGACUCGACCGAGAAUUCCAUCCCGGUGUCCAUCGGCGCCCUCGCUAACCUGUACAACGCCACCUGCAUCGCAGCUAACUUCCCUGACCUGAUGGAGAUGCUGCCCAACAUCGCAUACAACAUUCCGCUGCCGGAUUUUGAGUACACCGCUCUCCCACCGGCCAACAUCGACCUGAUGGGCCACCACUUCUUCUACGACUCCACCACCCCGGAGUUCAACCUCGACACCUCCACCAGCAAGCAGUACGGCAUCGCCAUGACCAAGAAGCAGGAUUCGAUCAACCCGCCCUCGGAUGCGUUCAAGGGCGAGUAUGGAGCCGUUGUGUGGCUCUAUCUCUCUGCGACCACUGGUACGGUGGGCAACUACAAGAGUGUCUACCGGGUCAACACGGCUGGCGGCAACCCGCCCACGACGUGCAAAGGCAUGCCGUCUGCGUUUACCAUGCAAUACUCGGCCAACUACUACUUCUUUGGAUCAUCUUAG
Messenger RNA from Penicillium lagena, 762 nucleotides. RefSeq lists its product as uncharacterized. Bases 1 to 762 code for a protein of 253 amino acids. The transcript has 2 exons. Lineage: Eukaryota; Fungi; Ascomycota; Eurotiomycetes; Eurotiales; Aspergillaceae. The record is from RefSeq and is a predicted model, not a curated record.